Histoplasma capsulatum G186AR is the source of this 1083-nucleotide messenger RNA. Its product is annotated as peroxin 20. NCBI's taxonomy places the organism in Eukaryota, Fungi, Ascomycota, Eurotiomycetes, Onygenales, Ajellomycetaceae. The coding region runs from base 1 to 1083 and encodes 360 amino acids. The transcript has 3 exons. The record is from RefSeq and is a predicted model, not a curated record.
AUGGCAGAUGCGCUGUGCGGUCCUUCGAAUGCUCUCCAGAGCUUCCAGAAACAUACAUCUGUAGAUAGAACGCUUCAACAAGACCGUAUUCUUUCUCGCCACUCGCCUGCUCAAGGCUUCCGGUCACAAAAUCAUAAUGAAGGUAUUCUAGACCGAGAUUUCAACGCCUUUGAAGCGGGUGUUUCCGGCGCUCCACUCUCUGAUAUCCAACAUCCUGCAUCAGUUUUGGGACCAGCACCACAACAUUUGGCUUUCAAUCAUACAGAGAAUUCUGGAUGGGCGUCGGAUUUCCAAAAUCUACAAAUAUCGAGUCCGGCUCAACAUGUACCUCCUCAACAAUUUCGCGCAAAAUCCUCUUCUAGCAGCUGGAAGAAUGAAAUUAUGCAGAACACCUUUCAAACACCCCAAACAGAAGCAGCCCAAAUACAAAUACCUCAGGCACCCUUUAGAUACGGUCCAGCUCUAGGGGGGAUGGGUUUUGGUGGCAUGAAUGACUACCCAGUGCACCAAGAUGAAUCCCAAUCCCAUUUUCAGCGUCAUGAAGAAGAAGCAAUAUUUGAUGAAUCUGCUUUCGAAACAGCUUUUGCGGAAGUGCGAGCGGAGGUGGAGCUUCAAGAACGGCAGUUGCAAAACGGAGAAGUCAUAGAACGAAUGGAGGCUGAGCAGACAGUUAGAAUAGGUGCGGACACGAUCCAACCGCAAGUUAACGGGUCGGAUGAAUCAGAUGAGCUUGCAAGGACGGCCGGACAAUUACUCGACAGUGUCAGUCAUGACCAGAGCCAGAAGUUCAAAGAAAGCAACUUCCUUGCACUAAUGCGGCAACUCCGCGAUCGCGAAGUCACCGUUGACGGCGAUGAAUUCCGCCAAACGACACAGGCCCUGCACCCCGGUGGCCAAUAUUACCCCGAACAGAAAAGACCUCAACAAAUCGAUGCUGAGGGUACUGUUACUACUCCUCCACAUAGCACGAAAAACAUAACCGGCGACGGAAUCGGUCCCUCGACGUAUUUCGAACAACCUACAUCUUUGUAUCCGAAAUCAAGGGUGCCCUAUGACACUCCCGAUGCACAUUGGUCUGUCUAG